ACGGCUCAGAUUCUCUCCUUGCUUUCUGGCUCUCUUUAUCUUCUCAACAUCUCCCCGCUCACUCCUCCCCUCCUCCUCCUCUCUCUCUCUCUCUCCAUCAAAACCUCUCUUCCUAUAUCGUAAAGUUUAAUAGUGGAAGAUAAGAGAGAAAGAGAGAAGAUGUUGUUGGGAAAGAGACAACGUCCUCCAAUUAAGAGAACUACAAGCAUGACUGAGUUCAGUUUGGAUCUCAGCAGCAACUGUGAGGCUCAGCCAUCUGAUCCUCACGACCCGUCCAAGAAAGGUAUAGAUCAACGGUUCUUAGCGGCUGCCGGCGUCUCCCCUAGAAUCCAUCGCCGUAAUUCGGCCGAUCAUAUCGAAACUGCUCAUUUCUUGAGGGCGUGUUUCCUUUGCAAGCGCCGCUUGGUCCCCGGUCGUGACAUCUACAUGUACAGAGGUGAUAGCGCUUUUUGCAGUCUAGAGUGUCGGCAACAACAGAUGAAUCAAGACGAGAGAAAAGACAAGUGCUCGAUGGCAUCCAAGAUAGAAUCUGCAGCCACCACCGCCGGAGCCGAAGUCUCCGCUAAAGGCGAGACAGUCGCCGCCGUGUAGAUUACAACGCUGAAAUCAACAUGUACCCACCUUUAUGUAUUUAUGUGGGGUUUCAGCUAUAUAUAUGUGUGUGCUUGUAUGCUGAUUAUGGGCAAGUUUUGAAGGUAUUAUUCAUGGGGAUCCAACCAAACUCUUCCUGAAGUCGAUCUGUAACACUUCUUCCUGCUAUUUUCUUUGAUGUUUGUGUUCUAUAUAUAUGAGGUAGUUAGAAGUGGAAGAAAAUUUGCAAAUUUACAAGAUCGGUUUCCGUUCAAAUGAGAAAAUCAAUGGGUGGUGGUAAUAGUUUCUGAGUGGAAUGGUUAUGAUUUCUAUGAGAUUCCCAUCGUCAUCUUCUGAUACCUCUUGUCCCAUGGUUGAUGCAUGACAGCAUAUGACACCAACUAAAAUAAGGCUGGCUGGCAAUAAAUAACACAG
Messenger RNA from Ilex paraguariensis (yerba mate), 1005 nucleotides. The record is from the annotation of a GenBank genome assembly. Lineage: Eukaryota; Viridiplantae; Streptophyta; Magnoliopsida; Aquifoliales; Aquifoliaceae.